GAACCUAUGUAGGUAUAAAUGCGAACUUCGCCUUUAUAAGUAUUGUCGUCAUAAUACGUCGUGCUAAAAUUAGAACGUGCCUAUUAGUGAGCGGCGUCUGUGGUAUAACUCCAAGUCCAGACGAGGAUCUUCGCUGGCAUGGAGCUGGUGUCGUUCGCAUUGGCGUACUUCGCUGCCAAGCGACUGUCGCUGCUCACGGCCUUUCUCUGUUGGAGACCAGAGGAGCUGUCAGCGCUAUGUCGAGACGCGCAGCGCCAAGGCAUGCGAAUCAGCAUAGCCGACUGGACGCAUCUGCCGCCACUCGAGCCCUAUGCGACACAUCGGGAAGGCAUGCUGCUGGACGUUACCUGUCCCGACGCCCCACUCGUUUUAGAAAAGGCGUCUUCAACCCGCGCUUUCAAUCUCCGCCACACCUGGCUAUUGUUGCACAACGCACCGUUCAACGCAUCCCUGAUGGAGGUUACCCUGGACUCAACACUAGUGCUACCAGACGCUGACGUCGCUUGGGUGGCCAACGACCAAUUUCUGGAUGUGUAUCGAAUCAAGCACGACCAGGCGCUGAUUACUAUGCCGUUGGGGGACGACGCGGCACGUGUAGCACUCCCUGCUGCCCCAACUAGGAGGCGAGACCUCAACAACGUGUACUUGAGGAGUUCCACUAUAAUAUCGCAGCCGCAAUUCUUCAAGGGCUGGAAUGACCUGACGGUGCGGCAAAUUGACACCUUCCCCAAACUUACGUGGCCGCUCAUGCACCUGCUGGCAGACGACUUACACUUCAGGUACAACUUGAUACAAGUGGACUUAUAUGGCGAGAACCGGAAUGGAUCGUUCGACGGCCUGGCGGGGCAGCUGCAGCGCCAGGAGAUCGAAGUCGGCAUCACUUCCAUGUUCCUCCGUGCCGAUCGCAUGCAAGUUCUGCACUUCUGCUCCGAGACCGUUGAACUCAGGGGAGCAUUCAUGUUCCGACAGCCGUCAAAAUCCGCAGUCUCCAAUGUGUUCCUUCUGCCGUUUAGCCGCGGAGUGUGGAUAGCGACGGCACUGACGCUGGUGCUCGCUGCAGUAACGCUGGCGCUGCUGGCGCGGCGGCCACGGCUACGAGCAGUCGAUGCGUCGUUGGAACAGCUCUCGAUAGGGGAGGCUGUCAUCUUUACCGUCGGCACCGCGUGCCAGCAAGGGUUCCACAUCGUGCCUGAACUGGCUUCAGCGCGCGUGGUGAUGUUCUGCGCCCUGAUGACGGCCCUGUUCGCGUUCACCGCGUACUCCGCCAAGAUUGUGGCAAUCUUGCAGACGCCCAGUGAUGCAAUCCGCACCAUCGAUGAUCUCACGAACUCGCCCAUGACCAUGGGAGUUCAGGAGACCACGUACAAGAGGGUUUAUUUUGCUGAGAGCACUCAGCCGGCGACACAGAGGCUGUACCGGCACAAGCUGUUGCCUCUCGGCGACCGAGCGUACCUCAGCGUUGUGGAUGGCGUGGCGGCCAUGCGUACAGGCCUUUUCGCCUUCCAGGUUGAAGAGCCAUCAGGCUACGAUAUCAUCAGCAAAACUUUCACAGAGCGCGAAAAAUGCGGCCUCAUGCAGAUCCAGGCCUUCAAGUUACCCAUGGUGGCUGUGCCCAUACGGAAACAUUCCGGUUAUAAGGAACUCUUCGCCACCAGGUUACGAUGGCAGCGCGAGACUGGGCUGAUGGAUCGCACUCGACGCAUUUGGCUGGCGAGCAAGCCGCGCUGUGACGCCAACUCGGGCGGAUUCGUGAGCGUCGGCAUCAUCGACAUCUUGCCUGCUCUGCAUGUGCUGGCUGCAGGAAUGGUAGCGUCGGUGUUGUUCCUGGUCCUCGAGCGCAGCAUGGCGCGCCUAAAGUGCUGUGGAGUCCGCGGCUCCUAACGCUACGUGAGAAAGUUAUGCCUAAGGAACUGUAGUCAUGGAUUUUGCACAUAUUAAUGCAUGGAGAGCAGAAAUAUGGUCUUUGUAGAAUGAUUUUGCGUAUGCUUACUUGCGCUCUGUCUCUUUUUUCAGGGUAACUUUCCUGAAUGUUACUUGAUAAAGUAAGGACGCUAAUCACGAAGAAUUUCGUACAUUGACCUAUUUCUUGCCGGUACUUGUGUUGCUGUUUUCUUUCUGUAUUUAUUUUAUUUUAUUGGAGUGUGCAAUAAAGAGUAUUUCUAUUGAACCGCCUAUUCCUAUCUUUAUCGUACGCGCGUAAUUAUAUUACUAUCCCGCCCAUGAUGCCGGCGCCGGCGAUCAGUGCAAGCGGGACAGCAAUAGAGUCCGACCAAGCUAAGUUGCUUAGCUUGGUCUAACUAUAAAUAUUCGCAUGCGAAUGAGAUAGGAAUAGGCGGGUCAAUGUACGAAAUUCUUCGUGCUAAGCGUCCUUAUCUUAGCACUAUAGCAAAAUAUACCUUAACUUAAUGGUUUAUUCAUUCAAAACACACACUGCAGAAAGAAAGAGCAUAGCUACACUCCACAGAUAGAAGAAUAAUCUACUCCCAAAUUUUCAGUUUAUUUUAAAGUAAGUA
Messenger RNA from Cydia pomonella (codling moth), 2513 nucleotides. Its product is annotated as glutamate receptor ionotropic, delta-2-like. Gene Ontology annotation, molecular function: ligand-gated monoatomic ion channel activity. The transcript has 12 exons. The record is from RefSeq and is a predicted model, not a curated record. Gene Ontology annotation, cellular component: membrane. The coding region runs from base 139 to 1881 and encodes 580 amino acids. NCBI's taxonomy places the organism in Eukaryota, Metazoa, Arthropoda, Insecta, Lepidoptera, Tortricidae.